Prorocentrum cordatum is the source of this 1677-nucleotide messenger RNA. The record is from the annotation of a GenBank genome assembly. Lineage: Eukaryota; Dinophyceae; Prorocentrales; Prorocentraceae.
GUUUCGUUCCGCAGCGCCGGCUUUGUCAGCGCAGCGGUAGCUCGUGCGUGGCAGCAUUUUUCCGACAUCGAGCCCCACGUGCGCCUCGGCUCGCCACGGCUCACGCAGUGUGAUGGCCGCGGGUUUCGAGAACAUCGCACUUGCCGCCCUGAGUUAGCUCCCAUUCCGCCUGCUCCAUUCGUGCUGCUCGCGGCUCCCUGUGUGUUCCCCGGCUAUUUCACAACGAGGACAAUAUCACAUUCAUCAUUCAGCCUGCACCCACACCCGAUGCCGACGCAUGACAUGACCGGCUCCCACGGCGGGCCCAACGCACGGCCUGCAACGGCAGGUCGGGCCGUUCUGAGGGACGUCGAGCCCGCGGGAAUGGCCCAGGCUCGGGGUCGACCGUUCCAGGGUGUGCCGGGGUGCUCUGGUCGGCCAUGCGCAGAUGGGGGUCGGGAGAGAGGGGAAGCCUUCUUGGAAGCAGCCCUGCAUCUUAGUAGGUGCGGGCGGCGCCUUCUAAGAAGCAGCCUCCUUCUAAGGAGCCCUCCCCCCUCCCCCUGACCCCUUGAGCGCGCCGCCAAUCUGGUACGACCGCGGCGCCUCAUUCGAGGAAGAUUACAUGUUCGAAGGUCCACGCGGAUUUUUUGACCCUGGCGCGCUCUGCGCGCCAGGGAGGGAGGGCAAACGCCGAUCGCCGAGAUCCGCGCGGAGUUGCAACAAUUGGUGUGUUAUGCUGCUUUGUCUUCCUCUACAAGGGCGGCGGCUGGAAACAAAGUUCGGCUGGCACUACGCAUCGCACGAGGCCUGAGCCGUCUUGUGGCCCCAUUUUGUUUGGACCGCGAGGAUGAAUCUCGCUUCCCUGCCGUGACUUUGACCGUCGUGGCUUUCUGCUUCGUGCAUCGCUGGCCCAGGCGGCGCGCUGCGCCGAUGCACCUGCGGUGCCCCCUGUCCACCCGGCCGUUGGCUGCUUGGGCCCGGCCGGUGACGCACGGGCAUUUGCAUAUUUUCAUCGUUGCUUCAGCGGUCCCGCACCUGGUGGGGCUCGAGCUGCGCGCCUUCAGGCGGCCCCGCACGGCGCUGGCAGCAGACGCUUUCCAGCUUGUCGGCCUGGUGGGCUCGCUCGGCGCCAGUGCGCUGGUCGACCGUCCAACGCUUACGGUCGCGGUACGGGCGCAGGACGUUUUGGAGAGCUACAGACGUUUUGGAGCGAUGAUCUGGUGGGCCCAUGGGUGAUUAUCGUCUCGGAAGCCGAGCGCCCCUGGGGGAGCACUAGGCGCGCAGGGCGGCCUGGCGGGCGCGCGCCACUUCUGCAUUCGUGGUGCGGUGCAUCGCGUACUCUUGCACGCCCACCCUCCUUCGAUGUUCGCAGCGCCACCCGCGCCUCGGCUCCGAGGCGUGAGCAGCAGACGACGCGCUCCCGGACGCCUGGGGCGUCGCCCGGUUGGGCCUGCAGAGCUACGGAGCAAUCGAGGCAAGGUGCGUGGCGCCUCCGAGCAGAUAAUUAAAUUCGUACACCGCCGACUGCAGAGCUUUUUACAUGUACCAGAAUUUCCCCGAUGAUGCUAUAGCAAAGUGGGUGCGCUGCGACUUCCUGCGGCAGCUAAGUUGCGAGCGGGCAGCCGGCCGAUGCGGUGCCAAGAGGUGCCCCUUUACGCGGGCAGUCGCGGGGAGUGCUGGGUUCCCGUCCAGCAGGAA